Molecule: messenger RNA, 1217 nt
Organism: Pelagomonas calceolata
Lineage: Eukaryota; Pelagophyceae; Pelagomonadales; Pelagomonadaceae
Source: the annotation of a GenBank genome assembly
AGUCGACGUGGCUAAAAUCCACCUUGAAACGCCCCUUUGCAAGCCGCAAGGCUGUCGCAGCUUGUGCAAAUUGCAGCACGAGCGAGCAGCGCGCGCACGGCCGCAAUCCAUCCGUAGCCCUUCGAGCAAUGCAAGCUGCAAUGCAGCGUGCGCUACUCGCAGCAUGCGUCACCCGAGCAGUAGCACUCACGAUGCCCUUCGCCACGCCCGCGACCUGGAAGGUGCACACGCUCGGCGGUCCGCGAGUGGCCAAGGUCGACGGCGCGUACACGCUGUUCUACCACUACCGGCCGCUCGAAGACAAGGACGACCCGGAGCUGCCGCCCCUCUCCACGGGUCGAAUCGGCCGCGCGACGAGCCCGGACGGUCUAGAAUGGGAGGUCCAGCACGACGGCCUGGGCGAGGGUGGCUCGAGCGUCUCGAAGGCGGAGGACUGGUUCCAGCACGACUGCGGCCACGUGGGCUGCGGCGACGUGUUGUCUGGAGACGCCUGGUUCCUGUACACCUACGGCGGGUCGAACGCGCCGAUGGCGCUGCGGGAUUUAGGCGUGGACAGGGACGGCGAGGUCUACGGCAUGGACAUGAAAUUAGGUGUGUGCGUGUCCCAGGACGGCAUCAAGUUCGGGAGGUUCGAGGGCGACGAGGCGGACGGGAGCCUGCUGGGGCCGCCGCCGGCCAAUAGCUGGGAGCGGCGGAACGCGCCGGUCGCGUGGCCGGCGGUCUGCGAGGACCCCGGCGGCCAGACGGGCGACCUUCUCUUGUUCUACGGGACGACGCAGGACGCUACCGGUCUAUCGGCGUGUGGCCUGGCGCGCUCGUCGAACGGCGUGACCUGGCGACGGGCGACGCCGGCGUCGCCGUGCAUCGCGCCGGGCGACGACUGGGACGCGGGCGGCAUCCUGCGGCGGAGCGUCCUGCGGCGCGGCCGGGAACUGCUCAUGAUCUACGAGGCCAAGUCCGCAGAGGGGGUCCACGCGUUCGGCCGCGCGACGUCCGAUGAUGCGGGCGUCACGUGGACCAAGACCGGGCGAUGUUUUGAGAGGGGCGACACGUGGGACGCGCACGCCAUCUCGGCGCCGCAUCUUCUGGAAGAAGAUGGUAUUCUACGGCUGUACUACGCGGGGAGCGCCGAGGCCGGGGGAAGCGCCUCGCUGGGCGUCGCGGAGUCGUCGGACUACGGCGUGACGUGGACUAGGCUCUAAGAACAAAUCACAAUU